This is a messenger RNA of Amphimedon queenslandica, 901 nucleotides long. Its product is annotated as outer dense fiber protein 3-like. The record is from RefSeq and is a predicted model, not a curated record. Lineage: Eukaryota; Metazoa; Porifera; Demospongiae; Haplosclerida; Niphatidae. Bases 197 to 811 code for a protein of 204 amino acids. The transcript has 8 exons.
GGGCGUGGCUGUGUCGAUAUGGCAGCUAACGAUUUCUUUCGAGACAGGAAUUGCUCCGUUACACCAAGUGGAAGACCAGCAACAAGGGCCAGGAAAGCAGCAAUGCUCCUAUCAAAUAACCAGCAUCCUGGAUCUCUCCAGCUCCUUGCCAGUAAACCAAAGCCCACACAAAUAAUGAGUUUAGAAGAGUGUAGAGAUGCAAGGCCUCCAUUGCCAAUGGAGCAGAUACAGACUCCUUCUCCUUGCACUUAUAACUACUUUACGUCGUUUUUCUGCGGGAACAGGAGGCCAUUGUCAACUCGUACUUCCUGCAUACCUCACUGCAGUAGUUUUGCUUCAUCUACUAUAUCAUCAUCAUCUAGAUCCACAGUUAUUCCAGCUCCUGAAAAGCUGCAAAAAUUUGUUCCUUGAGCUAGAUAGCAGCAGCAAGAAGAGUUUGGAGCUACUAAGUAAUAAUCUUUGGAUUCACAAAACUGCAGGCAAGCACCAAAAGAGACCUGAUGCAUGUACAUAUUCACUGCCAAAACUCAUUGGUUCCAACACAUCUUCUACUAAAAGCUCUCCCUCCUAUUCAAUGGGAGGUAAUGCAGGAACAAGAAUAUACAUAACUGAUUCACCAUCUCCAAAUGCUUAUGACGUCUCAAUUGCAAACAGGGUCAAAUUUAAAACACUUCCAGCUUAUUCAAUACAUCCACAACACAGAGGAAAGAGGCGACCAGUUUCUACUCCAGGCCCAGCUCAUUACCAUCCUCAAGCUAACUGCGUAUUGAGACAGUAUCCAGCCUUUUCAUUUCGUACCAAAAACCAAUAACCACCAAGAUCUAUAAAUCAGAAAUCACACACAUAAUGAUAAUAAUCUCUCUAAACACAUUUUUAUAAUGCUAUCAUAAUCAAUCAUAAA